Messenger RNA from Penaeus vannamei (Pacific white shrimp), 5298 nucleotides. The record is from RefSeq and is a predicted model, not a curated record. Lineage: Eukaryota; Metazoa; Arthropoda; Malacostraca; Decapoda; Penaeidae.
CUGAGUUGUUAGUAAUGUCGAGUCGGAAAGGCCGUUUCUUCGGGGACGCGGCGAGCUAAGAGGAAUUUCACCCAGGAUAGCCUAAAAAUGCCAUCUGAACUCUCGUAAAUUGGUUGCCAUUGCAGCUGAGCAGAGAUGGCGCCAACACCAACUCCAGCCCCUCUGGAGAGUGGGAGUGGAGGUGGCCCCAUGGAGACUGUGGGGUCAAUGGGGGGCCAGAUGGGAACCAUAUCCUUAGGGGUUCUCAUUCAGUAUAUUAACCAGAGAACCUAUUCAGAUCUGCUCAAUUUAGCAGAAAUUUUGCCUAGGAAAAGUGAUUUAGAAAAGAAGAUAGACAUAGUUCAAUAUGCCCAACGGACUAGACAGCUUUAUGUUCGUCUCUUGGCCUUGGUCAAAUGGGCAGCCAGUGCUUCAAAAGUGGAUAAAUGCUGUCAUAUUAUGGCACUGUUGGAAAAGCAAAAUAAUCUCUUUACCUACACAGCUGAUAAGCUGUACCACAUGACCAAAGAAAACUUAGUAUGUGCUCGUCUUCCUCACUUUCACAUCCCAGCUGCUGUAGAAACACUCACUACUGGUUCAUAUGACAGGUUACCAUUAACCAUACGGCAGCGUAUCCUUCCACCAGAGCCAAUCACCGCAUUGGAACGCAAACAAACACUAACUCGGUUGGAACAGAUCAUUCAGCAUCGUUUGGUUACAACUGAGCUUCCACCACAAAUGAGGACAAGCAGAAUUGAAAAUGGUCGUGUAAAGUUCACCGUGGAGCAUGAGUUUGAAGUUAGUCUCACUCUCAUGGGAGAUAGCAUAACUGAGCCUUGGAGGCUUCUGGAAAUUGAAAUUCUGGUUGAAGACAAGGAAACUGGGGAUGGCAAAGCUCUUGUUCAUCGAAGACAGGUACUAUUUAUUCAUCACCUCAUUCAGUCAAGAUUACAGGACAACCCAAAACCUUUACAUGAGACCUACAUGGUUCUACACUCUUUCUGUCAGGCAUUGCAACUGGAGGUCCUUUUUGUGCAAACACAGAAGCUCUUGGAGGACAGACUGGACUUCCACAUUCGUAUUGAGGAAUACUUACAAGGAAGGUCCCUCACCUUGACCUACUGGAGAGAGUUGACACAGCGUGAUCCCUCAGCUCAGUUAGGAUACAGACUCACUGUACAGGUUGAUCCUACAGAGCCCUCAAAGCCACUAAUGGUGUUGCAUACACCAUCCUUAGGAUCUAAGGAAUCGGAGAUUGCUGAACGUGCUAUCCGUAGUGACCACUUGUCAAUUGAGAGAUUAUUAGUUCAUACAAUUUAUCUAAGGACAAAGAUUCGGCUUUCUGAACUGAAGCAAGAAAUGGAUUCUAAGCUAGGAAAUGAUGCUGAAAAAUGUCAGCUUAGUGGAUCUCCAGCAGUGCUUCAUGUGCCCAUCCUCCAACCAAAUCUAAGAUCUGAACAGCUGUUAAUCACUGUGGACACUCACACAGGGGUGCUUUUACCUCACAUCCCACAGUAUGACAACUGCCACAUAAUUUCAGACUUGCAAAGUGCUCUGAACCAUGACAAAUCAAAAGUGGAUGAUUUGAUCUCAGAACUCAGAUACUGGCUCAUGGUACGUCGCACAGAAAAAACCCUGCAGCAUCUUCCGGCAACAGCCCAUGAACGUCUGCCUCUCAUGUAUUUUGCCACACAUCCACUAAAUUCCCUUGGCAAGCACAAGGUCUUUAUUACAUUCCACAAACAUCCUGGAUAUGUUGUGAUUGUAGAGUUCUGUGAGAAAGAAGGAAGUCCAUGUGAAAUAGAGCAAAGCCUCUAUUUUAUGGUAGUCAAACAAGCAAGUAUUGAGGACAACCCAAAUGAUGACACAGUGCAAACAGCACUGCCCAAGUCUUACAUGCGGGCAUAUGACCUUGUGAAACUGGAUUCUUUUGUGUGCACACAUGGACCUUCUACCAAAGUUGAUGUUAUAGAGCCAGGAGAAAGAGCCUUGGGAGGUAAGAGAAAACUACAGCAGCGAGCAGAGCCAGCUAGCAAGAGAGUCAAGGUGCCAGCCUACUUCUUGCCAGAUGUAGCCCAAUGUGUUGCUAUGAGUGAUAUGAAACUACCUCUUACACACUUAUCACUCAAGCUUCGUGAAAGGAGUGUGUUCAACACUGGAGAACAAGUAGAGGAAGGCGGUAUGGGAGUGCUUCUACGAUUGAUUGAUCUGCCAUCAGUUGAAGGCUUAUCUUCUGACACUGUGAUAGCUUUAAGAAAAAACCUUCUCUCUUCUUCCAUCAGAAUUCAAGUUCCGCAAUUCAAAGGUUCUCGGGUCUUUGGAAUGGAGUACCUGUUUACAAACUGCCCUGUGACAAGCCAGCACUCUCGUGAGCAAGGACCACGUCGUGCAGCAUACUUUACCUAUGAAGUAACAGAAAAUGUGAACAGUACAGUAGAUGCCAUAUUGGCGGAUUGGACUGUUAUCUCACAGCUGUAUCAGCUGGUUCUCACAUUUGCAGCUCAUCUGUCAGCUUCCAGAGCUGGUGUUGAAUCAGCUGGAAGUAGCAGUAGCUGCAGUAGCAGUGGGGCUAACCCUAAAAGCUUAAGCGAGAUGGUGCGAGUGAAGUCAUUCAACUACAAAAGCAUGACUCUUGCUUAUGGCCCCAGCUAUGAUGCGUUUGUUAUCAUAAGAUACAAUGCAGAAAAGAAGGCCUUCACUUUAAGCUUUGGUAUGAGUGGGGAGGGAGUGUGGGCUACAAACCCUCACACAGUCAUGCAGGACCAGUUGCAGGACCUAGUCAACCACCGAGGCCACAUGGGACUAGUGGACUUGGCCACAACAUUGCAUCAUACAUAUCAGCCUCUCUUAGCAAUAUCCAAACUUUCACCAACACUUCAUCUUGGAGUUAUUGACAAGAGACAGCAACCUAUCAAGAACCUGACAGUUCUACCACAGUCACCAACACGUGUCAGUAUUGUGUAUCGCAACAUUUACUGUUUAAAUGUUGACAUGCUUCCUAAUGGGCUUGUUGCAAUAAGAGAUGGAGCAUUCAGCAGCUUUGAAACUUCAAAAUUGAUAGAAGAAUUUAUCCCAGUUCAAGGACUGAAGGCAUUCCUCAGCAAAUAUGUAGAUGAAACUGCUAUCAACAGAAGAAGAUCACAGUCAGAAGAUGAUAAUCCUCCAACACCAAUACCCUUGGAUGACAACCCUUGGCCCACACCAAAGGCUGCUUCUCCUGCUCGUCAUGGCCCCAUGACUCCACCCAUCUCUUCCAACCCACACACGCCAGCCAGCCCUCACCCAGUGGGCAUGACCCAGACAAGUGGACAUGGAGGCUUUGUGUCAAGUCCUGCAACAAGUGGCUUCUCUCUUGCUUCUCCACCUUCUCUACCAGGGAUGAAUCCUUCUCCUGCAAUGUUGCCUCAUCAGUCACCCAGUUCAGGAUUCUUAGGGGCAAAUUCUCCCUCUGCACCUCAGUACAAUGUUGCAUCACCUGUUGGGUUCCUUGCACCUUCUCCAUUGGGUCCUCACUCUGUACCUAUGCAUUCUCCAGCUUCUGCACUCAUGCAGGGCCCAGCUGGAGGUGCAUCCUAUACCUCACGUGUGUUGCCGAACAAGCCAUAUGCUGCUGCAGUACCUACUGUUCUUACCCAUGAUGCAUUUCACACUCUCUGCUCCCCUGUUCAGGUGGAUGAAGGAAGUGAUACCAGCUUACAGUGUGUAGUGGAACAGUUCCUUGGCCUGACUUACAUAAAAAGGCACUUCCAGCAACUAUGCAAAAGUUGUGAAGUGAUAAAACCAGUUGGAGGCUUUGAACCUGGGAGUAUACAGUGCAAGAUUGAGACUCUGUGUUGUCAAUUGCUGGUGCACAGCACGCCAUCAUACAGCCUUAGUCUUAAACUACAGCCAGUACCUGAACAUGUAGAUCAGUGGACCACAGAGGAGUUGCAGGUUCUUGAAAAGUUCUUCAGUGUCAAAGUUCCAAUACCCCCAUAUAGACUGUAUGCGGUACACUCCUUCUACAGCAUCCUAAGGUUCCCCGUUCGUGUCCUUAAGGACUGUAUCCGCAUAAUGCAGCUUGAACUGCUUCAACUCACAAGAACCAACCUCCAGCUUCCGCCUGAUACUGAACCACCCAACUUAAUGCUGCCUUUGGUCUAUGACAGUAACAGUAACAAGACACAAAUAGCAGAGCGACGUGACCAAGGCAACGUCACUUUCCAGAUCGUCAAUGAAAUAAUGAGUCGUGCAGCUGUUCAACCAAAUGAAAUAUCCUUAUUCCCAUGUGUUCGGGAAUUGUUAUGUAAUUUAACAUUAGGUCCAGAUGGCAAUGCUGUGGCUGCACCACCAACAUCAGUAGGCCAGGGCACACCCACAUCAUCAGGAGGUACUGUUCCUCCAUCCCUAGCUUCACCUCAUCUAACCUCUCCCCACAUGGGAUCCCCUCUAACUCCUGGUUCUUCUGCUGCUACUCCUGGAGUGCAAGUGUCCAUGACCCCCACCAUGUCUCAGGGAAUGAUUUCAACAUCAGGCACUGUCACAACCAAUGUUUCUAGCCUCAGUACCCCUGGCAUGGUGUCUAGCCUGUCAUCAGGAAGUCACUUCACAGGGCCUAAACAAGGCACAACAGCUGGCCACAUGCAACAGACAAUGACAACCAUGGGUCCUCUUGGGCCACAAGGCAUGCAACCAAUGCAGAGUGCCAUGACCAUGACAGGAAUGCAACCAGGUCAUAUGCAGCAGCCAAUGACCUCCAUGGCAGGUGGAAUGAUGCAGCCUGGGGCACAUGGGAUGCAAGGAGGGCCUGGUGGAGUGCAGUCAAUGGCAGGCGGUCCAGGCGGCAUACAAGGGAUGUCAGCCAUGCAGGGAGGGCCAGGAGGAAUGCAGGGAGGUCCAGGAGGAAUGCAGGUUGGACCUGCAGGAAUGCAGGGAGGCCCUGGAGGCAUGCAAGGAGGACCAGGCAGCAUGCAAGGAGGGCCAGGAGGCAUGCAGGGAGGGCCAGGUGGCAUGCAGGGUGGGUUUGGCAGUGGCAUGAUGGGUCAGUUUAACCGGUAGAACUGCCAUCAAAAUUGUAAAUAUAUUUGAAUAUCUUGAUAGAGAUACUUUAGUAAUAAAGUAGUUUAAUGUAUAAGCUUCUUUUAUUAUAGAUUGAAAGGGAGCUCCUUUUUAUAAGUACAGGAAUAUUUUAUUUUUAAUAUUGCGGUACAGUAUUUAAAGGUUGAUAUUUUGAUUAUGUUGAUCAAUAUGUAUGUGAUGUACUUUGUUGAAGAGAUUUUUUAUUAAUAUUAUUAUGGACUUCCUAAUAUGAACAUAGUGUAAUAAAGUGGAAUAAUUCAA